GAACCUGAUCACUGUACAAGAAAUGACACCGCUAGAGCAGCAGAUGGCGCUCGCUACAUUCACUGGCAGCGCUCUCACCUCUCUAUGAUACGCAGAGGUCACGUGGUCGCCAGUGGAACGCAGAAGACAUGGCGGCGCCCUGCAGGAGACAUGCAGCGAAGUGGAUAUGUAUGUUCCGGUCGUCGUUUUGGGGGUUUCCCCGUCCUAUAGCAACUGUGGUGUCCGAGGAGCAUGGCAACUGCGUAACUGCUGCCGAUAUCAAGGUGGAAGGGAAAACCAGAAAUGUGCAAACAGCAGAGACGGGGGACAAGGGGCACUUUAAGGGCACGGAAUCAUUUGCCUCGUUGCUGCGCCGCUCCCCGCUGGUACAGAUGGGUCCUUCCAAAGAUAAAAUAGCCAUCGGAAAAAUUUUCCCUCACUCUGCACUGGCAAAAAGGAAAAAUCGCCGAAAAUACCAAAAGGGCGUGAGAGUUCGCCUGAGAUUGGCUGACCUGGAGCUCACUUCAAGGUUUUUGGGAGCAACUACUGACACCACCUUGCUGGAGGCGGACGCGGUGCUGCUGGGUCUGCAGGAGAGUCGGGAGACCAAGUGAUGAUGAUGAUGAAGGAAGCAGGGAACUAUCUGCAUUCCCCGUGUUUACUUCUGCAGCCACUGACGGGAUGAAUUUCAGGAAAGGUUAUUCUUGUGGCACAAGAGUUCAUCAAAACAUUCAGCCGAUUGAUAGGACUUUAUGGAACAAUCUCAUUGUCUGCUAUAACAGCUCCAGGGUUUCUAUGAUUUGCAGGGGCAGAGUAGGAGCUGGAAUUCAUUAUUCCCUUUUUGUCUUACUAUCCUUUGUGCCUCUCUUAUCUCCAUGACUGAUAUGACAAAUUAAAAAAAACAAAAAACGUU
Messenger RNA from Xenopus laevis (African clawed frog), 892 nucleotides. RefSeq names its product 28S ribosomal protein S28, mitochondrial-like (gene mrps28.L). The record is from RefSeq and is a predicted model, not a curated record. The transcript is spliced from 3 exons. The coding region runs from base 129 to 593 and encodes 154 amino acids. Lineage: Eukaryota; Metazoa; Chordata; Amphibia; Anura; Pipidae.